UAUUUUCAGGACAAACUCCUGACUGAUUACAAAGUAUUGCAUAUAGAACAGAUAUAAACUCCUGGAUAUAAGAAGGAUGUCACUGUGCCAUGGAAGAAUCAGUCUUAUAAAGUGAGAAGCAGUGUGGGAUGAGUGAGAGUGUACCCACCAUGGAUAACUCAGAGGAAGAGGAGGAGUUCUAUGAUGCACCAGAUGUCUUCAUUGAGCUUUACUGUGAGGAAGAAAGCUCUCCUGCAACACCACAGUCUGACUAUGUUCCUCCACCAAGAGAUUUAACAGUUCUCCAUGCUGGCAGUGAGACUGUUUCUCUUGGUUUAGCACCACCUGUUAGGUACAAACUACAUAUUGAUUACUCCUGUGACACACACAGUGGCAGUGUGAUCAAAGAAGACUCCAGCACUGUAGAUGUUGAUGGACUGUUUCCUGGGACUGAGUAUACUUUCAGAAUCACAAGGAGAGCAGACAAUGGAAAUCAGAGCGAAGCAGCAUGUGUAUCUGUCUGCACAGAGCCCAGCCCUCCAGUGCAGGUCACAGUCACUCAGGUCAGCAGUGAGUCACUGUCUCUGUGUUGGGACCCUCCUGCUGGUGAAGUGGAGAACUACAUUGUGACUUGCUGCAGUGAAGAAGACAGCUGUGUGCAAGAAGUGACAACACACACAAACAACCUGACUGUCAGCAGACUGAGGCCAGGGGUGUGUUACUCCCUCCAAGUUUCUACACAACUGAAGAAUGGAAGAAGCAAGCCAGCUGUAACAUCUGCACACACAAAGACGCAACUGGAGAGCUUAUUGGAAGAUCUGGGCUUGGUGCAGCACUACAAUGAGAAGCUUUCCCUGAGCACAAUACUUCAGAUUGAUGAGAAGACCAUGACUGAUGAAACUUCCAAGUGUAAUUCAGAUCUUCCAUGGCAUUUUCUGAAGAAACUGAUGAUGGUUAAUGUGACAGCUAGGAAUGUGAAAUGUACAUUAGUAUGUGAUUUAAACUGUGAUGCUGCAUCAGGGAAUACAGGGUUAGAUCUUAAAAAUCUGGUUGACAGUCCAAAUUCAGGUGACAUGCUAAACCCACUCGACAUAAUCACUGCUCUCUUUCUGUGUUCUGAUGGUUUUGUACAGCAGGAGUUGGCACUCAAAAUGUCUAUGUGUCAGUUUUCUGUGCCUCUGCUGCUUCCCGACAUUGACACAAAACAGUGCACACUCAUGCUGUGGGCCAUGAGAGACAUUGUUAAAAAGUACAGGCCUCAGUCACUGUCUGAAUCCAAGGGUUUCAUUGAAGACAGAAUUGUUCUCUCAGAUAUUCCAAUGAUAUCUUUUGUGAGACUGGGUGAAUGCUCCUUGUCCAAGUCAGAGAUUCUCAAUAAACUUCUGAGCAAUUCUCAGCAGUACCAUGACACCUUUGUUCAUCAUGAUAUGGAGUGUGGAGACAGUCCAAGGAGAAUAUCCAAUGGCUUGGUUGAAAUGACUUGGUACCUUCCUUGUGGAAACAAAAACAUGGAUCUUUUCAGUGAGCCAGUCGCUGUAGCUAACCUUCGUGGGGACAUUGCUUCAUUUGAAACACAAUACUCUUUUUUGUGUCAAACAUCUACAGCAGUUUUUGUGUUCUUUGACAAUUUGGACUCUGAGUGCAUGCUGCUGACCAACCAACACCAAAAAGCACGGAUCUUCUUGGUGGGUAACCAUCAAAGCAAAAGCUUCAGUCUAGAUGCUUUAGAAAAUGUAGCAAGUGAGUUGGGUUUGACUAACAGCAACAUUAUUUUGAAGACUAAACGCAUGAAUGAUGCAGACUUUGUCAAAAAUUUGAGGAAAACAGUCAGUGAUGUAGUGGAGAACUCAAAGAUGAAGAUGCCAAUAGAGCAGAUGGCUGAUGUUGCCCGUGAACUGGGAAUCUUGGUUGAUGAAGACUCUCCUGAGUGCCAGACUGCCAAGAAAAAUGCAGAUGCCAUCACUGCAGAAAUUCAAGACAUCCUGGCAUACAAAGAAGCUCAGCUUCCAUUGCAAGGCCAAAUAUGGAAAGAAUUGACUUGCAUAGAGAAGGAAGAAUUUCGGCUUCGAAAAGCUGGGUCUGAAAAUAUAGAAGUGUACAAAAGCAAUCUUCAAGUACAGAAAACAAAACUUAGAGAAAAACAGAACUCUUACGACAUAUCACCUGCUAUGACAUGCUUCAUCAAGGCAAUAUCAAGCCCUGGGAUAGAGCGGUGCUUUUUCCUGAAAUGGAUGCGAAUGAACCUCGAUAACCUGUCUCGAGAAAAACUGUCUUAUCUCAGGGAGCAGUACAAAAAGAAAUGUAAGAGUUCUGAGAACAAAGAGGAGAUUAAAGACAUCGACAGACAACUUUCCAACAGCUCAUUGGGGACUGAACACUUCUUCCGUGAAAUGGGUCAAAUCUAUGAAGCUUCAGUUUCCCUUCCAGAAACAGAUCCAUCACGUCAACAAUUACAGCAUCUUCCAAAACUUUGUGCAGGAUUGCUGCUUGAUGGACUUCCUCUUGAGCUUGUUGACGGAGAUGCAUCCAACAUACCUCUCAAAUGGGUGAGUGAUGUUCUCUCUCAGCUCAAUGACUUGGUGUCUCCUAAGAGCAAGAUAUUGGUGGUCACAGUACUUGGAGUUCAGAGCACAGGAAAGUCCACUCUCCUGAACACAAUGUUUGGAGUGCAGUUUGCCGUCAGCAGUGGUCGAUGCACUCGAGGUGCCUUUAUGUUGCUCAUCAGAGUCAAUGAAGAUGUGAAAGAAGUACUCAACUGUGACUUCAUGGUGAUCAUUGACACUGAAGGCUUAAAGUCACCAGAGCUUGCACAACUGGAUGAUAGCCACGAGCAUGACAAUGAGCUUGCAACGCUUGUUGUGGGGCUGAGUGAUAUCACCAUUAUCAAUAUUGCCAUGGAGAAUUCAACAGAAAUGAAAGACAUCUUACAAAUAGUCGUGCAUGCUUUUCUCAGGAUGAAAGAGGUUGGCAAAAAACCCAAAUGUCAGUUUGUUCACCAGAAUGUGUCAGAUGUUUCAGCCCAUGAGAAGAACUUACGAGACAGGAAACUGCUGUUGCAACAGUUAAAUGAGAUGACCCAGGCAGCAGCCAAAAUGGAGAAGAAAGAAGAGAACAAGAGCUUCACUGAUGUGAUGGAGUACAGUCCAGACACUGGGAACUGGUACAUUCCUGGACUCUGGAAUGGGAACCCACCAAUGGCACCAGUCAAUGUGGGGUACAGUGAAGCUGUGUAUGACCUCAAGAAGAACAUCAUCCAAAUGCUGGGGAACUGUGACUCAUCUUCAAACAAUAUGUCUGAGUUUACAGAGUGGAUAUCAAGCCUGUGGAAUGCAGUGAAACAUGAAAACUUCAUCUUCAGCUUCAGAAACAGCCUGGUGGCUGAUGCCUACAUGAGGCUUUGCACAGAAUUCAACAAAUGGGAAUGGGAAUUCAAAAAAGAAAUGUACACCUGGGUCACAGAUGCUGAGACAAAAAUGUCCAAUUUCGGAAAAUUUGAUGUGAAAUAUGAGCUACCUGACGUGAGAGAACUUCUGACUUGUUUGAAAAAUGAAGCUCGAACACUGCUGACUAAUUGGGAGACAAAGCUUCUUGAAAAUCUGUCACAAUAUUUCAAGCAAACUGAGGGUCAUGUCUAUCUGGUAGAAGGAUACAAAGAGGACUUUGCAAACAGUACAAAGAGCCUUCGACGAGAAAUGGAGAGGUCUGUGUUUAAUCAGCUGGAAGCAGCAGCUGACAUUAGACAGGGAAUGACAAAGCUUGAUAAAAUCAAGGAGAACCACACAAAAGAAUUAGAGGGGAGAGUUAAUGCAUUAAUUCAGGAUUGUCGGAAGAAAAAAGUCAAGAUGACAGACACAGAGCUGGACCAAGAAUUUGAUGAGAUGUGGGAUACAACUUUGAAGGAACUAUCUUUCUGUGAACAAAAGGCUACAGAUGUCUUCACCAGUGUGUCUCACUCCCUGAGAGCAAAUCUAUCACAUAAGGGUGGUCAUGCAAAUGAAAUAUUGAGUAAAAAAGACUUGAAAAACUGUGGACUGAGACCUUUCACAUAUAAGCCUAUUGUUGAAGGAUUCUGCAGCCAACUUAAACACACUGUGAAGAAGUGGUUUAGCAAAGAUCAAGAAGCAGCUAUGCAACAAAUGGCUGACAGCACCAUAGCUGCUUGUGAAGACAUUUUAAUACAGAAAAUGGAAAGGAAAACCAAUUACCAUGACACUUACAUUGAGGAGAUCCUACACGUGAUUGAUGAGAGGCUGCAUAACAAUCACAAUCUGAAGACAGGGAUUGAAUUUGAAGUUUGUCUUAAACAGCACAUCUGUGGACUUGCAGCCCGGGACUUUCAGAAAAUGCAUGAAGAUUUCAUAGAAGAGAAUGAUCCCAAAAGAUGUCUCAACCAAAACAAAGAAAAGUUUCGUACUGAUUUUAUGGAUGUGUUCCAUGAACGAGAUCAGUGCCAGAAGAAGGCAGAAGAAUUCACAAAACAAUGCUUGAAGCCUGCAGUCAAAGACUUUGUCAACCGCUCCUUGGGUCCUGACAUCAUUGGUGAAAUGCUGACAUGCCAGCAGUUCAGCACACGAAUGUUUUUCCAGCAUUCAAUUUUACUGGAUUUGCUCUCCAAGGAUGACUUUGAAAAGUAUCUGAGCUACAUUUGCUCAUAUGAAGAUUAUGUGAAGAAAUGGACUCUCAACCAAAUAAUUGAACACUUCUCCAACCCAUCUAAAGCGUUUGAGCUUGAAAAUCAACAUCUGCAGUCAAGUAUCAACAGCAUAAACAAUGCUAUCAACAAGGCAAAAACACGAAAAAGUUGUGACUUGAAGACAUUUGUUGAAGAUAUCUGCAAAGAACUUGGUGAUAAACUGGUCAUUUCCCAGGAUGCUCUUGGUGCUUUCAUGAUCCUGAACAAUGCCGACCAGGAACAGUUUGCUUACUGGCUCACAGAGUGUGUGAACGAAAUGGGACAAGCUCUCAUGGUAACCUUCCAAGAAGACAACAUCCAAAUAAAACUAAAACAUCUCCAUGUGAAACCUCAGAAUGAGCUUUUCACCAAAGUGAUUGGAUGUGGUAAACAGUGUCCAUUCUGCAAAGCGCCUUGUGAAGCAGGAGGAAAACAACAUACUGAGCACUGGACUUCUCUACAUCGGUCACAGGGUCUUGGUAGAUACAGCUGGCAUGACACAGAAAAUCUUGUCAUUGACAUUUGCUCUUCUCUUGUGAUCAGUGAUGUGCGUUUUCGCUGUGGUGCUACUAAGGGUGAAUGGCACCCUUAUAAGAGUUACAGAGAAAUUUUCCCAGACUGGAAAAUUGCUCCAGACGUAAGCCUUCAGGCCUCAGACUACUGGAAAUAUGUAUUUGCGAGGUUCAAUAAGAAGUUUGCCAAAGAAUAUGGAUCAAAUCCUGCCGAUAUUCCUAUAUCAUGGAAAGUUAUCACAUGUAAGCAGGCAGAAGCAAGCCUCAACGAGUCAUUUAACAUCAAGUGAGAGACUACACCCUCUGUGGUUAUGGAGAUACACACUCUUCUCAUAACAUUCAUACAUUUACCUUCUUCUAUAUAAUGUAGGAGAGGAUCAUAAGUGGUAACAUAUUGUAUAUAUGGUGACAAGGUUUAAGAUACAUAGAUAUACCAGUACAAAAGAUAAGAGAAAAUCAAAUGUUGUGGUCAUUUCUACCUGAGAUUGAAUUCAACAUGUUGUGCAUGCAUAGAAAUAAUGUACUCUAACUAUAUGUGGAUAAAGACAUGUUUUAAUACUUUUUUUUCAUAAAGAUUUUCUCUGGCAUAGAUGCCUUUAUUUGAAAGUAGAGAGACAGGAAACUACAGGGGGGAGGGGGGCAGGACUCGAACCGGGGUCUGCUGCGUACAUGGCAUGCACUUUUAAAACUUUUUGAUUAGUAUGUGUUGUUCAGUAACAGUUUGAUUACACCUGAGUUAGUUAACUUACGAAUCUAAUUUUAUUGUGUGUGAUGAUGUACACAAUUAAUCAAAGCAACCAAGUGACAGAAAAAGAUGUCAAAUUAAGUAUGAUAUGCAAUGUUUUUUGUUUGUUUCUGUCAUGUAUCCAAUGCCAAAUAUUUACCUUUCUUCAAUUAAUUAAAGAGU
Scomber japonicus (chub mackerel) is the source of this 6070-nucleotide messenger RNA. Its product is annotated as interferon-induced very large GTPase 1-like. The transcript is spliced from 6 exons. Lineage: Eukaryota; Metazoa; Chordata; Actinopteri; Scombriformes; Scombridae. The record is from RefSeq and is a predicted model, not a curated record. Gene Ontology annotation, molecular function: protein binding; GTP binding. The coding region runs from base 129 to 5453 and encodes 1774 amino acids.